AUGUACGUUUACAGAGGCAAAUUCAACUGGCUUAAAUACGCCGUCGACGAAGCCAUCACCUUCGUCUUCCCUCACGGCUUCGGGCCACGCGAACCCCAAUGGACUGUCGACGCCAAAGGAGUCGAAAAAGGCAAUGUCACCUACAUCGGCACCGUCUCCAGCAUCGCGACCUCGGGCGAGAUCACCCUCUUCCAGAGGCCUGACCAUUACUACAUCUUCACCGGUACUCUCAGUACAGACUUUAGCUCCCUCACGCUGACGAUGAGCAACCCCUCUGGGGCGACGUCGGUGCCGUUCACGCUGAGCCUAAGCCACACCGACCCCGUUCCGCUCGUGUACGUCGGGAAACUUGACUGGUUCAACUACGCAGUGAACGAGAUGAUCACCAUCGUCGUUCCCUCCCCUGGGUCCUACAAUACCGGGGACACAGUGUGUGUCUAUUGGCAGUGGACCGUGGACGCUACGGGCGCGAAGAAGAAGAACCGGGACUUCGUCGGCCCGAUGGAGGUGCUGUCUACUGCUGGAGAUGGGUCCGAGACGUUGCGCAUUCCUGUAGAGUAUUAUACGUUUGAUGGGGUUGUGAGUGCUGGUAAGGAGACGUUGACGAUGACAAUGAGCAACCCGAAUGGGGAGAAGUCCAAACCUGUCACGUUUAGCCUCGUCAAUGCAGCCAGCAAGAAGUGACCAAUUAAAUGUCGUCAUGCCGUACGUGAGGUUGAAAUGGGACGUGUGGGGAUAUUCGUAGCUCUGUUUUUCUGUCUAUG
Molecule: messenger RNA, 764 nt
Organism: Guyanagaster necrorhizus
Lineage: Eukaryota; Fungi; Basidiomycota; Agaricomycetes; Agaricales; Physalacriaceae
Exons: 3
Coding region: 1-684 (227 amino acids)
Source: RefSeq, a predicted model, not a curated record